Molecule: messenger RNA, 1704 nt
Organism: Neomonachus schauinslandi (Hawaiian monk seal)
Lineage: Eukaryota; Metazoa; Chordata; Mammalia; Carnivora; Phocidae
Gene: OSR1
Product: odd-skipped related transcription factor 1
Exons: 3
Coding region: 304-1107 (267 amino acids)
Biological process (GO): embryo development; regulation of transcription by RNA polymerase II; urogenital system development
Cellular component (GO): nucleus
Molecular function (GO): DNA-binding transcription factor activity, RNA polymerase II-specific; RNA polymerase II transcription regulatory region sequence-specific DNA binding
Source: RefSeq, a predicted model, not a curated record
CGGAGCUCGGUCUCUCCCCAGCAAGUUCUCAGCCGCUCCCGGUUCAGACCCAACCAGGGAGCCGCGAGCGGGGCUCACCGUCCCCCGAAGGGCAGGACUCCGGGGCAGUCGAGCGCUCCCGCGUGUCGGGCGCUCCGAGUCCCCGCAGCCGGAGAGGAGCCAGGACUCUAGAGCUCCGGGGGUGCCUGUGGAAUCCAGCGCCUCUGGCUUCCCGGGUCCCCCGCAGCGGAGCCCCAGAGACGCCCUCAGCCCGGGACCGCCGCGGAACAAGAUUGAGAUCAAGACCCCACUGCAACUACCACAAUGGGCAGCAAAACCUUGCCAGCACCGGUGCCCAUUCACCCAUCCCUGCAGCUCACCAACUACUCCUUCCUUCAGGCAGUGAACGGCCUGCCCACGGUGCCCUCGGACCACCUGCCCAACCUGUAUGGUUUCAGUGCCUUGCACGCUGUGCACCUGCACCAGUGGACGCUGGGCUACCCCGCCAUGCACUUGCCGCGCUCCUCUUUCUCCAAAGUGCCGGGCGCCAUGUCCAGCCUGGUGGACACGCGCUUCCCACUGCCCGCCUUUCCCUGGUUUCCUCAUGUAAUCCAGCCUAAGCCCGAGAUCACCGCUGGAGGCAGUGGCCCCUCCGCACUCAAGACCAAGCCACGCUUUGAUUUUGCCAACCUGGCUUUGGCUGCCACGCAGGAAGAUCCAUCCAAGCUUGCCCGGGGGGAGGGUCCUGGGUCCCCCGCUGGUGGGCUGGGUGCUCUCCUGGAUGUAACCAAGCUGUCCCCAGAAAAGAAGCCCACAAGGGGACGCCUGCCUUCCAAGACCAAGAAGGAGUUCGUCUGCAAGUUCUGUGGCCGCCACUUCACCAAGUCCUACAACCUCCUUAUCCAUGAGCGGACACACACCGAUGAGCGGCCCUACACCUGUGAUAUCUGCCACAAAGCCUUCCGGAGGCAAGACCACUUACGGGACCACAGAUAUAUCCACUCCAAAGAGAAGCCCUUCAAGUGUCAGGAGUGUGGGAAAGGAUUCUGCCAGUCCAGGACUCUCGCUGUCCACAAGACGCUACACUCACAGGUGAAGGAGCUCAAAACCUCCAAGAUCAAAUGCUAAAGAGAGCCUCCGGGUCACCAGCACCCUGGGUCACGCUGCCCCUUCCUCCAGAGGGACCUGAAGCCGAAGGCGACUCCGGCGGGCAGCGGGAGGGGUUCCCGGGACCUUUCCCUAUCCCAAAUUUGUCCCCUGGGUCCCGGGCGCACGCGGAACUCGAGAGCCCCGCCCCGAGCCGUGACCCCAGCCACCCGGGCGGCUCCCCCAGGACGCGGCUAAAGUCUUGGCCAAAAGGCGGUACUCACGUGGCGGAAGGGAAACUGCAUUUAAAAAAAGAACGAAAGCUCCGCGGAGCCGCAGCGGCGCCUCUCCCAGAAGUAUUACUUUUUCUAUUGUUAUUUUAUACGUUUUCUUUAUUAUUAUUUUUUUUUCUUUGACCAUAUAAGCUUGUAACUCUGCCUGCGGAGAGAGAGGGGAGAGGGAAAGAAGUUCUGCGCGUUCGCAGCUUUCACCCCCUCCUCCCGUCCCCAUCCCCACCCCGGGGAGCCUGCAAAAGUGUAAUCCAUGUAUCUGCUUCAGCAGCCCGGCCCUGGGACCGCGGGGCCGCGGAUGCCCCCUCCCUGCGCCGCCGCGCGGCCGCGGGUCCUUGGCCCUCGGACU